Caenorhabditis angaria is the source of this 433-nucleotide messenger RNA. NCBI's taxonomy places the organism in Eukaryota, Metazoa, Nematoda, Chromadorea, Rhabditida, Rhabditidae. The record is from the annotation of a GenBank genome assembly.
AUGGUGAGAAAAUCUGAUAUUCUUUUAUCGGUGAGUCUUUCUUUUUUUGUCGAAUUUCACCUGUUUCAAUAAAUUUAAAUAAUUUUGAGAAAAAAAGAUUCGAUUAGUUUUUUUUUCAAUAUUCAAUUCAUAAUUAAAUUUCUAAAAAAAAUUCCAGGAAAAAAUGUUGACUGAAGAUGGUGGUCUUGACACAACAUCUGAAGAAUAUCGCAAAUUGUCAAAAGCUGAACGUCGUAAACGUCGUCGUGCAACACCAAAAUACCGUAACCUUCAUGCAACUCGUGAAAGAAUUCGGGUUGAAUCGUUCAAUAUGGCUUUUUCACAACUUCGUGCACUUCUUCCAACACUUCCGGUGGAGAAGAAAUUAUCGAAAAUUGAGAUUCUUCGAUUUUCAAUUGCUUAUAUAAGUUUUCUUGAUAAUUUAUUGGUUUGA